UCAGUCACAAAAAUAGGUAGACAUGGCAUCUUCCUCAUCAGCUCUUCUGAAAACCCUCCCAUUCUGUUUCGCCAUUCUCGUAGUAUUAUUAUUGACUCCCCUUCAAAUUGCUUCGGCCUGUUACACAUCCAUCUAUGCCUUUGGUGAUUCUCUCUCAGAUGCUGGAAAUUACAUCCACAUUUAUCAACAAAUGUUUCCAGGGACCCAUAAACUUCCCCGCUAUGCCUCACCCCCUUAUGGAGAGACCUACUUUCAUCAUCCCACUGGUCGAACUUCUGACGGUCGAACAAUCAUAGACUUCAUGGCUGAGUAUUAUGGGCUUCCACUCAUACCACCAUAUAUUAGGGGCGUGAACCAAAGUAGCUCAAACUUUGGUGCCGGCAUCAAUUUUGCAGUUGUGGGAGCUCCAGCACUUGAUGUUGGUUUUUAUGAAGAAAGAGGAAUCCAUUUUACUACGUCUAAUAUCUCCAUGAGAACUCAACUGAGCUGGUUCAAAGGAGUACUGCCCUCUCUUUGUAGAUCAUCAAGCUGUAGGGAACUUUUUAAUAGCUCACUGAUUGUUAUGGGACCUUUCGGUGGCAACGACUAUGGCCAUUCCUUCCUUCAAGGAAGAAGUUUGGAGGAGACAAAAACUUUGGUUCCUCUGGUUAUUAAUGCCAUUAGCAUUUCUAUUCAAGUAAGAAUCUGAUAUUUUUUGUGUCUUAGGUUGGUUUUCUUGAAAUGAAUAAAAAAAAAAAAGAGAGAGAAAUUGUUUCUCACCAAAGUGCCAAGUAGCAUUUUCACUUUCACAAUUUUCCAAUUCCAUAUAUUGAAAUGACCCAACUGAAACAAAUUAA
Messenger RNA from Coffea eugenioides, 836 nucleotides. Its product is annotated as GDSL esterase/lipase At1g28570-like. Gene Ontology annotation, biological process: lipid metabolic process. Gene Ontology annotation, molecular function: lipase activity. Bases 23 to 688 code for a protein of 221 amino acids. The transcript is spliced from 3 exons. Lineage: Eukaryota; Viridiplantae; Streptophyta; Magnoliopsida; Gentianales; Rubiaceae. The record is from RefSeq and is a predicted model, not a curated record.